Molecule: messenger RNA, 1260 nt
Organism: Penicillium odoratum
Lineage: Eukaryota; Fungi; Ascomycota; Eurotiomycetes; Eurotiales; Aspergillaceae
Gene: cdc43
Product: protein geranylgeranyltransferase type I subunit CDC43
Exons: 5
Coding region: 1-1260 (419 amino acids)
Biological process (GO): protein geranylgeranylation
Cellular component (GO): CAAX-protein geranylgeranyltransferase complex
Molecular function (GO): CAAX-protein geranylgeranyltransferase activity
Source: RefSeq, a predicted model, not a curated record
AUGGCGGCACCCUUUACCACCGAACGCCAUGUAAAAUAUUACCUACGCUGUCUCAAGACCUUCCUGCCGUCGGCCUAUACCUCCAGUGACUCAAAUCGCAUGCUCCUCGCCUUCUUUAGUCUCUCUGGACUAGAUGUCUUGGGUGUUCUGCAGGCCAAAACCACCCCCAAGGAAAGGCAAUCAUACAUCAACUGGCUCUACCACUGCCAGGUGCCCUCUGGUGGAUUUCGGGGAUUCCCAGGCACGGAUUUCGGGGAAGAGAGACGCACCGAGGAAAAUGCAGUGUGGGAUCCGGCCAACGUCCCAGCGACAUUCUUUGGACUGGUGAAUCUACUCAUUUUGGGCGAUGAUCUAUCCCGGGUCAAACGAAGAGAAUGCCUGCAGUGGCUCCCUGAGCUACAACGUGCCGAUGGAAGUUUUGGAGAAGUACUCGGGCCUGAUGGGAGUAUUGAGGGCGAUCGCGAUCUGCGAUAUUGUAUGUGUGCAGCUGGUAUCCGUUAUAUGUUGCGCGGGAGUACAAGCACAGGCGUUGAAGAUAUAGAUGAUAUCGAUGUGCCUGGCUUUAUAUCAUUCAUCCAAGCGUGCCAGGCUUACGAUGGUGGAAUGGCCGAAUCCCCUUUCCGCGAACCCCAUAGUGGUCAUACAUAUUGUGCAGUUGGAUCUCUAGACUUUCUGCGUCGGGCAGGCACAGACAUCCAAGAGGUUCCCAUGCUGUCACCGGGCUCGGGGAAGUUUGAGAUGUUGCUUGCUUGGCUCGCAUCGCGGCAGACAGGGGAACUCGGCGAGGAAGAGGAAGAAGAAGACGAUGACGAAGAUAAUGACGAUGGCAAUGUUGAAGGAGUACCAAAUACACAGCCGACCGAUAACGAGGUGACAAAAUCUCUGGAAGAGAGGAUCAUCGCACUGCCAGGUCUCACUGCAUUGGCCGCCGACUCAAUACCAUGCGCUGGAUUCAAUGGCCGGUAUAACAAGUUUGCAGACACCUGCUAUUCGUUUUGGAAUGGGGCGACACUAAUGAUGUUGGAUCGGUACUCAGUGAUUGAUGAUGUGCGUAACCGGCGUUAUCUUCUUGAAAAGGUGCAACACUUGGUGGGUGGAUUUGGAAAGUCCGUUGGAGAUCCUCCCGAUCUCCUCCACUCAUACUUUGGGAUGGUGUCAUUGGCUUUUCAGGGUAAAGAUGGAUUGGCUUGUGUUGACCCUGCGCUGGUCACAACUACGCGAGUCGUGCAGCAUCUUGAGUCACUUCCGUGGCGGUCAUAG